AUGUGUGAUCGCGGUCUCUACAGAUCUGGCUACGUUGGUUCUCUCUUGAAUUUGCAGUCGCCGGACUCCUUUUAUUUUCCUAAUUUGCGGACUAAUGGCAGUCAAUUGGCGGCUCUGCCCACCAUUUCCUACCCCAGAAGCUCGAUCCCCUGGACUUGCUCAAGUUCGUGUACAACUCAGCCUCAGAACCACGCUUUCAGCGGCUCCUCGCAGCCCUACCUUACGGGCUCUGUUCCAAUCAACAUCAAUUCCAACAGCAACAAAGAGUGCCUGGAAGAAAACAAUAAAUACUACGCCCACGAAGCGAGCUCCAAACAGGAGGAAAGAUGCAGGCAGAGGCUCUCGUUUGCCAAUGACCCAAGUAUUACUCAUCCAACCAACUUAAAGCCAGUGAAGUAUGACCACUCCAGCCUGCAAAGAGGUUUGCAUGGCUCGUCGGCUCUUUUUGAAGUGAAUUCCUCUCCUUCAAGCUUAAAGGAGGACAUCAAGAAUUCGGUCAACUUGAACCUGACAGUGCAGUCUGCAGCAGUCCAGUCGUGUCUGAGACCUUCAGUGCAGGAUGGUUUGCCUUGGUGUCCCGCCCAGGGGAGAUUAAGAAAGAAACGGAAACCUUACACAAAACAACAAAUUGCUGAAUUGGAAAACGAGUUUCUCCUCAAUGAGUUUAUUAACCGACAGAAGAGGAAAGAACUAUCAAACAGACUGAAUUUAAGCGAUCAACAAGUUAAAAUUUGGUUUCAAAACCGACGGAUGAAAAAGAAAAGAGUAGUAAUGCGUGAGCAGGCGCUUUCUAUGUACUAGACAAAUAUCUUGCCAUUCCUGUACUGAACUUGUCUUUUGCAACUCUAGCGUAGAGUAUAUUCCCGAUAAAAACGUUAUUAUUUUUAUUAUUAAAGCAAAUUCUAGACGUUCUAAGCAAACCUUUGGGGCUCUUGUAAAUUCGCAAAUAUUGAAUUCUUGGCCAA
Molecule: messenger RNA, 965 nt
Organism: Mauremys reevesii (Reeves's turtle)
Lineage: Eukaryota; Metazoa; Chordata; Testudines; Geoemydidae
Gene: HOXD12
Product: homeobox D12
Exons: 2
Coding region: 1-801 (266 amino acids)
Biological process (GO): regulation of DNA-templated transcription
Molecular function (GO): sequence-specific double-stranded DNA binding; DNA-binding transcription factor activity, RNA polymerase II-specific
Source: RefSeq, a predicted model, not a curated record